UAUACAGCUCUAUAAGAGAGGCUCCUGUGCCCUCUGACCGACAGACAUCAUGAUGUUCUAUCGAAGACUGUGCCUUCUUCCCUCUACCUCUGGGAUGCUCAACUACCACUCGGUGUUAAGUGAGAGCUCUUCAGUGAUCCAUAACCAAAGUGGAACAAGUCCCCUGCCCUUUGACCAACUGCCGGGUGACUGGAGGAAUGGAUGGACUGGCUUAUACCACUUCUUUAGAAAGGACGGCUUUCACAACAUUCACCAUCAUAUGGAAGAGAAUUUCAAGCGAUUUGGACCAAUCUACAGGGAGAAACUGGGAACAUAUGAUAGUGUUUAUAUUCAGUGGCCAGAAGAUGCUGCUACGUUAUUCCAGGUGGAGGGGAUGCAUCCAGAGCGACUGAGGAUCCAGCCAUGGUUUGAAUAUCGUGAUUAUCGCAACAAGAAAUAUGGAGUUCUGCUCAAGAGUGGAGAGGAUUGGCGCUGUCAGCGGCUCACACUGAAUCGAGAAGUCUUGUCAGUGGCGGGAAUGAAUCGUUUCUUGCCUCUUCUGGACAGUGUUGGGAAAGACUUUGUUAGCAGGGCUUACACUCAAGUGGAGAGGAGUGGUCGGGGAAAAUGGACAGCUGAUUUGAGUGAUGAGCUCUUUAGAUUUGCACUGGAAUCUGUUUGUAAUGUCCUGUAUGGGCAGAGGCUUGGUCUCCUGCAAGAUUAUAUAAACCCCGAAUCUCAGGAGUUCAUAGACUCAAUAAAUCUAAUGUUUCACACGACCAGCCCCAUGCUAUACAUCCCUCCCCGUGUAUUCAGACUCCUAAAUCAUUCAACAUGGAGGAACCAUGUUAAGUCCUGGGAUGCCAUCUUCAACCAUGCUGAUCUCUGUAUACAGGGGAUAUACAGUUCACUAAGGCAGCGGUCAGAUAAUACUUAUUCUGGAGUUCUUUCUAGUCUGCUUCUUCAGCAUCAGCUACCCUUAGAGGACAUUAAAGCCAGCAUUACAGAGCUGAUGGCUGGAGGUGUGGAUACGACCUCAAUGACUCUCCAAUGGGCUAUGUAUGAGCUGGCCCGUGCCCCUAGUGUGCAGGAGAAGCUCAGGUCAGAAAUUAAAGCUGCCAGAAAGGCUGCUGGAAAUGACCUUAAUGCAUUGUUGAAAAUAAUUCCAUUGCUCAAAGCAGCUUUGAAAGAAACGCUCAGGUUGCAUCCUGUGGCCAUCUCAUUGCAGCGAUACACGCAACGUGAUACAGUUAUCAGAAACUACAUGAUUCCUCGUGGGACCCUGGUACAAGUUGGACUGUAUGCCAUGGGUCGAAAUCCAGAUAUAUUUCCUUCCCCGGAGAAGUUCUUCCCAGAGCGCUGGUUGGGGGGAGAAUCAACACACUUUCGGAAUCUUGGCUUUGGAUUUGGACCUCGACAAUGUCUUGGGCGAAGAAUAGCAGAAAUGGAGAUGCACCUUUUUUUGAUUCAUAUUCUUGAGCACUUUAGGAUUGAAACAAACCGUAUGACUGAGGUGGGAACAACCUUUAAACUCAUUCUUUUCCCAUCCAAACCAAUACACUUAACUCUACGGCCUCUGGAUCACUGAAAUACUGCAACAUGCAUCAAGACUGGAUAGCCAUAACCACUAAUGAUGGAACAGAUACAUACAGUAUAUUCCACUACAGGAGAUGUAUGUGGUCAAUGAAAUAUGACCCAUAUGAUGCAAAAAUGUAUAUAAUCCUAGACUAUCAAAACCAGUAUGCACAUAUUUUUUUUUUUUAACAACA
Molecule: messenger RNA, 1748 nt
Organism: Rana temporaria (common frog)
Lineage: Eukaryota; Metazoa; Chordata; Amphibia; Anura; Ranidae
Product: cholesterol side-chain cleavage enzyme, mitochondrial
Exons: 9
Coding region: 50-1567 (505 amino acids)
Biological process (GO): C21-steroid hormone biosynthetic process; cellular response to peptide hormone stimulus; cortisol metabolic process
Cellular component (GO): mitochondrial inner membrane
Molecular function (GO): heme binding; monooxygenase activity; iron ion binding
Source: RefSeq, a predicted model, not a curated record